Messenger RNA from Aphanomyces invadans, 1598 nucleotides. RefSeq lists its product as hypothetical. The record is from RefSeq and is a predicted model, not a curated record. The transcript has 8 exons. Bases 40 to 1368 code for a protein of 442 amino acids. NCBI's taxonomy places the organism in Eukaryota, Oomycota, Saprolegniomycetes, Saprolegniales, Verrucalvaceae. Gene Ontology annotation, cellular component: membrane; nucleus. Gene Ontology annotation, biological process: protein processing. Gene Ontology annotation, molecular function: aspartic endopeptidase activity, intramembrane cleaving.
UUGCCGGCGAGGUAUUGUUUCGAUUUUAGCGCCGCGGCCAUGGCGACCGAAGCAUUUAAAACCACGUUCGACGAGCCGCUCUUGGCACCGCACCAUCACCCACCUCCCAAAGACAGUCCGUCGUCGUCGUUUUCACUCGGUUACGGUCUGAGUUUGGGCACCGUCGUCACGCAGCUCAACUCGUUUUUGGCUGUGCUGUGGCCAGUUCAGGUGACCAUGGUUCUCGCGAGUAUUGUAGCCGUGAGCAUGCGUGAUCCUGAUGCCGAACGCUCUAUGAGCCGAUACCUCUAUUACAAAGACAUCGACGAGUCGAUAGAAAGCACGAGCACAAAAGUCAUGGAAGCUCUGACGAACGCGCUCGUCAUCAUCUUUUUUAUUGCGAUAGUUACAUUCGCGGUGGUCCUCAUGUACAAGGUCAACUGCAUGGGGGGUUUGCAAGGGUACUUGAUGGCGUCGUCCGCGACCCUUCUCGGUCUCGUGGGGAGCGUGCUGGCGGAAAAAAUCGUGUGUGAACGUCUCCUCUGGCACGUCGACGCCAUAUCCAUGACUUUUGUCAUGUACAACUUUGCGAUUGUGGGAACAUUGAGCAUCUUUUACCAAAAGGGCGUGUCACCGGACGUCGGCCGUGCCUACUUGGUGGUGACAAGCGUCAUCAUGUCGUGGCAGUUGUGCCAAUUACCGUCGUGGAGCACGUGGGCUAUCCUGUGCGGCUUGGCCUUCUGGGACCUCUUUGCGGUGCUGACACCAUGCGGGCCGUUGCGCUGCCUCGUCAACUUGAUACACAGUGAAGGGCGUCCAAUGCCAGGGCUGCUGUAUGAAGCCGAGAUCAAGGCAACUCACAAAAACAGUCCCAACUACACCAAUGGUUCUUUCUAUACGGCCCACAACCUCCAGGCUGCUCAUGGCGCCGGAGUGUACAAGGCGCCACUGUACACAUCGCAGACUGCCCCCAUAGUGUACGCGAUUCCAGUGGCUGGGGCCUCCACAAACCUUGCUCGCCAGCAAGUUGUGUUUGAAAAUCAACUGCUCGAGUUCUGCCGCGACUACAAUUCACCCCACUCCGACCAUGUUGCGACUGUCGCCAAGCAGUACCUCCAUAAGCAGCAAGAGUGCUGGCAAUUGCUCUACACCAAGUACAACGUGUCGUACAUCCGAAGCAAUCGAUCGUACCCGUCGUACGCGGAGGUGUUUGAUGGGACGCCGAUGCCCGACCUCGACACUCAGGAGAAAGAAACGAUCAAGUUGGGCCUGGGCGACUUUAUCUUCUACAGUGUUCUCGUCGCUCGGGCUGCCAUGACAAGCUUUGGGGCGUUCAUUGCGUGCUUUUUGUGUGUUAUCGUGGUACGUUGUCGCGGAUUCAUGUUUUGACAUCGUUGAUCACGUGGUGAAGGGCCUGGCCAUCACAAUGUAUCUCCUGGGUCAUUUCAAUGCGCUCCCAGCCCUGCCCAUUUCGAUUCUCCUCGGAGUGUCUGCCUUCUUCUGGAUGGCGCAGAUGGCGAACGACUACCUCGCCUUCCUCGUCUUUCGCGGUGUUUGCUAAUCUCGUUGAAGAAAUUGCGAUCCUUUUGUUUAAUUAUAGUGGGGUUGACGAAUUACAA